This is a messenger RNA of Tachysurus fulvidraco (yellow catfish), 2740 nucleotides long. RefSeq names its product terminal uridylyl transferase 1, U6 snRNA-specific (gene tut1). The record is from RefSeq and is a predicted model, not a curated record. NCBI's taxonomy places the organism in Eukaryota, Metazoa, Chordata, Actinopteri, Siluriformes, Bagridae. Gene Ontology annotation, molecular function: poly(A) RNA polymerase activity; RNA binding; zinc ion binding. Gene Ontology annotation, cellular component: mitochondrion. The transcript is spliced from 10 exons. Bases 92 to 2464 code for a protein of 790 amino acids.
AACCGCUAACAAAUCAACGAAGAAGACGACUUGCGGAGGAGGAAGAACACCGACUUGGAGGGAGAUUUGAGUUUUGUGUUUGCGACGCACAAUGGCGACCGACCCAGACAUCAAAACAUUAACAAAUGGAUUUAUUUGCAAGUUAUGCGAUGUUAAGAUUCCUAACGAGGCGAGUUUAGGGGCCCACAUGAAUGGGAAGAAGCACCAGCACUUGUGCAGACUGCGGGCGAAGAGAAAAGCUCAGGAGGAGAACAGCGUGUAUGUCAGCGGCUUCAAACCCGAUACGUCUACCAGCGAGCUGUCUGAAUAUUUCCAGCAGUUCGGACCCGUGUCCGAGGUCAUCAUGGACAAGGAGAGGAGUCUGUAUGCCAUUGUAGAGUUUACAGAGAGCACGAGCACCGAGGCAGUGUUGGCUCAGCUGCAGCAUCGUUUGGACGGACUGAAGCUCCGCGUAAAACCCAGAGAGAGAAAGGAGUUCAAGCUGGCCAGCAAGGGGAAGCACGACCGAACAAAACCUCACAUCAGCCUGGAGAAGCUCAACCACGAGCUCUGCCUCAUGUCUUCUGUAAAUGAGCAGAUGCAGAAAAUGGUGGAGAUUUUCCAGCUGAGUGAGAAUGACAGUAAAGCAAGGCAGCUUCUCAUUCAGCUCCUGGAGGAGGUCUUCAUCGAAUUUCUACCAGAUUGUCAGAUCGUUCCAUUUGGCUCCUCUGUGAACACGUUCGGUUCCCACUCGUGUGACCUCGAUCUCCUCUUGGACCUGGAGAACACCAAAGCCUUCCAGAAUCGCACCAGGAUGUUAGAGCAGCAGACGCCCGAGAACCAGUCAGAGGAUGGACAGUCAGAAGACAUCCUGUCCGACAUCAACCUGGCCACGGCUUCCCCCGCGGAGCUGCUGGAGCUGGUGGCGGCCAUUUUGAGAAAGUGCACACCUGGAGUGCAUAAGAUCCAGACAGUGAGCAGCGCACGCCUCCCAGUGGUCAAGUUCAGCCAUCGGCAGCUCAACCUGCAGGGAGACAUCACCAUCAACAACAGGCUGGCGGUCAGAAACACGCGAUUCCUGCAGCUCUGCUCGGGGCUGGACUCCAGAGUGCGCCCUCUCGUCUAUACUGUACGAUUCUGGGCCAAGCAGAAACAAAUUGCAGGAAAUCCGUCUGGCGGGGGGCCACUGCUGAACAACUACGCACUGACGCUGCUGGUCUUAUUCUACCUGCAGACAAUCAGUCCACCUGUACUGCCUUCUGUGGAGCAGCUCAAGAACAUGGCAUGUGAGGAGGAGGAAUGUGUCAUUGACGGAUGGGACUGCACCUUCCCUAGUCAGCCGAUCGGCGUGCCUCCUAGUAAAAACACAGACGACCUGUGCACUUUACUUUUUGGUUUCUUUACCUACUUCUCCAAGUUUGAUUUUCCUGGAUCCGUGCUGUCUCUGAGAGCCGGGCGCAUUCUUCCCAUCACAGACUUUCUGAGCAGAGAUGAUAUGUCUGAUACUGCAGAGAACUUGGACAGUGCAAGGCAAAAACCAACUGAACACCCUAAACUUGGACCUGUUAACAUCCUGGACCCAUUUGAGUGCCACCAUAAUGUAGCUGGCAACCUUACCGAGCGAACACACAAGAACCUACGCAGGGAGUUCUGCGAAGCUGAGAAGUACUGCCGGAGCCAGCAGUACCAGCGCAAGUCAUCCAAGGGCAAGUCCUGGGGGCUAGUUAAGCUUUUCGCACCACAUGCAGAGGGUCCCUCCUGCUCACAUGAUGCAUUAGAAAAAGUCCCGGAGAUCAACAUCCCAUUCAGGGCAGCCAUUUUGACACCUUCUUUCCGUGCAGAGCUGAGUUCAGCAGGAGAGGCAUUCCGAGUCCUUUGGUUCAAAAAGGUCUGCUCCGCCUUGGAGGUGGUGUUCAAUGACAUUCUCAAGUGUACACUGUCAGACCAUGUCGAGAUCAGUCAAGAUCAAACCGUCACCAAAGAUGAGGAAAUUAACAAUAAUCAGAGUCUUGACAAUUCCAGCCAUCAGCAAACAGUUCAGACUGGAAUAAAGAGACCUUUGUCCAUAGAGGAAGGUCCAUCCUGCUCUUCUUCACCCCUGGAAAAGAGGAUGAGACUGGAACCAACAACAAAUUAUCCAGAGGUGGCUCACUGGACCUGGACUCAGAAACACCCGGUGUGGGCUGGCCGAAGGAAGAUCCGGAGAAUUUUACUGAAAACAAGUGAUGAGUCCUCCAAGCCUGAAGGGGGCUGCAGCAGCAUUGAGAGCAGGGUGACCCAGUACAUCAUAGAGAAUGACUCAAACCCAAAGGAGAAAGUGCAGUUCGGGGUGGAUGCCGUUGUAGCCGGCAGUGACGAGUGCACGAAAGCGGUGCUUAAAUUUAAAGCAACCGAUGAUCCUGCAGGACAUUUUCAAGACUUCGUCCAUUUUCUUGAUACUUUCCUGCCCAAGAUGGUGGAUACAUUGUUGGCGAAAUCUGAAUGAUCAUUUUGUUCUUUGACUGCCCUUCCUGCACAUUUCAUUUGUAAUAAGUAGACUAUUGGGUCUAUUUGAAUGUAGACACAAUAAUUAACAAAUGUUUGAUAUAGUUUGGUUGUCGUCUGGCCUGUUUUUCCUUAUUUGUACUCUGAUUUUUUUUUUGUGAUUAUUCAUUUCAAAGAAACAAAUUGUUUUGAUUUAAACUAGUUUGUUGUAUAUUUUGGUUUGUUUAUUGUCAAAAAGAAAAGUUAUAAGUGCAGGUUAUUAAACGUGAAGCUAUCA